AUGGCACGUGGUCCAAAACAUCAUUUAAAGCGUCUCAAUGCCCCAUCCCACUGGAUGUUAGAUAAACUUACUGGUACUUGGGCUCCAAAACCAAGUGCUGGUCCACACAAGACUCGUGAAUGUUUACCACUUAUGGUUUUCAUCCGUAACAGAUUAAAGUACGCUUUAACUAAGAAGGAAGUUGUUAGUAUCCUUAUGCAACGUCUUGUUAAGGUCGAUGGUAAGGUCAGAACUGAUGCUACCUACCCAGCCGGUUUCAUGGAUGUCAUCACUAUCGAAAAGACUGGUGAAAACUUCCGUCUUCUCUUCGAUACCAAGGGUCGUUUCACUAUCCAUAGAAUCACUGCUGAAGAAGCUAAGUACAAGCUCUGCAAGGUCAAGAAGGUUCAACUCGGUGCCAAGGGUAUUCCAUACAUGGUCACCCACGAUGGUCGUACUAUUCGUUACCCAGAUCCUUUAAUCAAGGUUAACGAUACCGUCAAGCUCGAUCUUGAAACCGGUAAGGCUGCCGAAUUCAUUAAGUUCGAACCAGGUAACCUUUGCUGCAUUACUGGUGGUCACAACGUCGGUCGUGUUGGUGUUAUCACUCACCGUGAACGUCACCAAGGUGGUUUCGAUAUCAUUCACGUUAAGGACUCUCUUGAACGUACUUUCGCCACUCGUUCCUCAAACGUUUUCGUUAUCGGUAACGGUAGCCAAACCUGGAUUUCUCUUCCAAAGGGUAAGGGUGUCAAGUUAACCAUUACUGAAGAAAGAGACCGCAGA
Messenger RNA from Mizuhopecten yessoensis (Yesso scallop), 765 nucleotides. Its product is annotated as 40S ribosomal protein S4-like. Gene Ontology annotation, cellular component: ribosome; cytosolic small ribosomal subunit. Gene Ontology annotation, biological process: translation. The record is from RefSeq and is a predicted model, not a curated record. The annotation marks the transcript as partial. The transcript has a single exon. NCBI's taxonomy places the organism in Eukaryota, Metazoa, Mollusca, Bivalvia, Pectinida, Pectinidae. Gene Ontology annotation, molecular function: RNA binding; structural constituent of ribosome.